CUUAACUCCCAGGAAACUACUACUACGUCAUCAAGAAUAUGUUCCAAAAAUUAAUUGAUUCCCCUAUAAAUUCAGCCAUAGGAACUCCAAUUCCAUCCACAAACACACACAUCAACAUAACAUAUUUCAGAGUAAUAUUUUAAUUAAAAGGAGAUGGGAGUUGUGAUAAUCGACGGUUCAACGAUACGUGACUUUGUGAGCAACGAAGCCGAAUUCAACAAGAGCGCCGACGAGAAGUUCGCCGCCUUCGACCUAGAUCACGACGGCGUUUUGUCGAGGUGGGAGCUGCGCAAGGCCUUGGAGUCUUUCCGGCUGCUCGAAACCCACUUUGGAGUGGACGUCGCAACCCCGCCUGAGGAGGUGGCGGAGCUUUACGACUCGAUAUUCGAGAAGUUUGACGGGGAUCACAACGGGGAAGUCGACCUUGAGGAGUUCAGAGAGGAGAUGAAGAUGAUAGCGUUAGCCAUAGCUGAUGGUAUCGGGUCCAGCCCGAUCCAAAUGGCUCUUGAAGAUGAUGAUUGCAGCUUCCUUAAGCUCGCUGUUGAUCUUGAAGCUUCCAAGGUUUCCGCUGCCUAAUCUAUUAUUGGCCAAGAAUCUUUAAUUUUUUUAUUUUUAUUUUUUUGAACAAUUUUGGAGUUAUCGUUUCGUUUGAUGUUCGAUUGGAAGUAGUCAAAUUUCACAAAAUGCGACUAAUUUUGUAGCUACCUAUACCAUUGCUAAACAAAUGAUUUGUAGUUUUCCUGACGACAUAUGUCAUUCUUUGUCUUCGCAUAAUGCGAAAUUCAGAUUCAGUAUUUUUGAGCCAAACAGAUAGAGAUAAUAAUCUUAUUUUCUGUAUGAAGAACACGGGUAUACGUUGUAUAGAGACAGCUGAUGGAGUUAGUUUGUCGUACAUGCAUUCAAGGUUUCAUCACAAUAAUACAAACACUUUGGUUAAAACAGUUUUGGGAGAGUUUUGCUUCUCAACUCAAAUCCGGAUAAACCGAGCGGUGGAUUCAGAUGCCGGGAGCCUAACAUACCAAAUCAAGAAGAGGAAAAAGUCAGGAACAAAUUCUCUUUAAUUACUAUUCGUAAUAAAUUUUCCUUCCCUGGUCUUGUUGCUGCCUUUAAUGGAACUCAUGCAACUUGUGGAGAGUUUAAAAUUUUGUCAAAAUGACAGCGG
Messenger RNA from Oldenlandia corymbosa var. corymbosa, 1162 nucleotides. NCBI's taxonomy places the organism in Eukaryota, Viridiplantae, Streptophyta, Magnoliopsida, Gentianales, Rubiaceae. The record is from the annotation of a GenBank genome assembly.